CUAAUUUUGGCGCUCACAAACGUUCAAGCCUAGAAAUGAAUAACAUCACCGCCAAAAACAACUCCAUUGACGGCACUUUCUAGAGAGAGAAACACAAAGCACUGUGUGUGUGUGUGUGUGUUUUGACGGAGAAACGAAGAGAUGGCUGACGCAAUCGAGCCGUUGGACUUCGAGUUUGAAGAUACGAUUCCAAUUUCUCCACCCCUGCCGAAGAAAAGGAAGAAAGUCAUCGGUUUGGAUGAUCUCUUAGAGGAUUACAAGAAAGAGCAAAAGAGGCUUGACGAGAGAAAACACAAACAAAAGAGGAGUCGAAAGGUUUUUGAAGCAGAGGAUGAUGAUGAUGAUGAAGAUGAUGCAGAAGCACGUCUGUCAGAGUGCGUCGACCAGUGCCAAAAACAGAUAAAUCAAAUAUACGGUGAUGAUGAGAUGCCCUUGUGGGGCAUUCGAGUUUUCGGGGAUCAGCAAAUACUGCCACAGAAAGAGUAUCCAGAGCUAAAAAGUUCUGUUCUCCUGCAGUCUUUCACGAAGAAUGAGAUCAAUUCACUGGUCGAGCUAAACAUCGAGAAAGGAGAAAAUUUCCUGGAAGGACUAUUGAUGAAUGGAUGGCUAUUGAACAUUGUACGUGCAUCAAGUCGUGUCGAAAAAUCUAUUGCCUCGUGGACAUUUAACUUAAUGUUAUAUUCAUCAAAGGUAGGGUUGACGGAAGCUGCCUGUGAGUUUUGGUGCGCUAUUCUCUCAUUCAAAAACAAGGCUGAUUCCUCUAGCAUCAAAAUUGACUGGUUACCUAGAUAUUCCGAUCUAAAAAGAGCUCUUCUGGCAUAUGGUUUUCUUCUGGACUCGCCUUCGAAGCUUUCAUCAGAUAUUGAUAUGGUUAAUGCUGAUUCGGAUACAGCAGGACCACCACAAAACAUCCGAUCUUGGAUUAAAUUUGCAGGUGUCUGCUGCCGUACGAGGGAUGCAAAUAUAAUUCUCUCGACUAAAGAAGCAGAAGAAUUACUAGUUAUAAUAAUAUCUCUCUUUCUAGAUCGACAACUACUCGGUCUGUCUAUGGUUCUGAACGAGGGCAUGCUUUCGGUAAUAAAUUUCUUCAGAGAUGAAGAAUGGCCUGACAGCUCUAUCGAAGUAGCAAAAUCUCUUGCUGACAGAUUGCCUUGCAACAUUAAUUGCUUGAGAGUGGUCGAGAGUAUUGUUGGAAUUGAUGGACGAAGUAAGCAGCUUAGGAGUGCAGUGGCAUUCCAAUUUCUGAUAAAAUUGUUGGGCAAAAAGGUAUAUGAUACAGAGGAGGUCCUAAGAUUGCUAAUUUCGAUUAAUUUAAAAGACAAAAUGUGUGAUCUCUCGAGAAUGUAUAUAUACUUGAAUCUGGCAGAAAACUGGCUAUUAUUCGACCCCAUGUUAAGAGAUAAAGCACUAGUACGCGAGUUAUGGUGCAAAUGUCUUCGAAAUUGCUCUUCUGGGAUAACUAUCACCGAUCUGAGGUCUUACGCUUCAAUUGUCAGGAGUAAAGCUUCAUAUCUUCUUCAAGGCUGGGCAAGCAAGUGA
Molecule: messenger RNA, 1539 nt
Organism: Erythranthe guttata (spotted monkey flower)
Lineage: Eukaryota; Viridiplantae; Streptophyta; Magnoliopsida; Lamiales; Phrymaceae
Source: RefSeq, a predicted model, not a curated record